AUGGCAAGAGAAAGGUUAGAGCGGAAACUCAGGAGUGAAUACGAAAGCUAUGUGAGAAAUUUAACCGAGCUGAUACGCGAGAACACAGAUUCGCCCGCACGAAUUACUUCAGUCAAAAUUGAUGGAACUCCCAACACUCGUACAUCAUUUCUUGCUUCAAUCGUCAAUAAGUACAUCCCUACCUCCGGAAUGACUCCAUCACUUGGCCCGCAAGAAACACUCCUGAAUGCCUUGCAUACCUCUCGUCACAUCACGGCCGCUCUGAACUCAACUGGGAUUUUUACUUCGGUCACCCCCACCCUUGAGUCCUCUUCAUCUCCUUAUGCUGCACCCCACGACUACGCGCUCCAUUUUAAAGUGCGUGAGCGUGGAAGGUUGUUCCUCAAAUCUUCAACCGACGUUGGAAGCAAUAACGAUGGCUCAGCGUCCAUCACAGCACGAAUAAGAAAUGCAUUUGGCGGAGCCGAGACGGUCGAGGGGUCGGUCGCGUUUGGAACUCAAGUCACUCGGUCUGGGAACCUACGAUGUGAAUGGCCGGUAGUGGUCGGGACCGGAGAAUUAAAUCCAAAUGGCGAUGGAAGUAUACGAGGAGAGAUAGGAUUAUUUGGGGUGGAGAAAGAUGAAACAUGGUAUGCGAGUGUUAGAGAGGGCGUCAAAGGGUUUCGAGCAUCUCUGCGAUCCGCCGGGUAUACAUCCAAGUCUUCGAUAUCUCAUACACUCACUCGGGAUACCCGCGAUGAUGCUUUGCAAGGAACGCGUGGGUCCUAUCUACGUUAUUCCCAGGAAUUUGCCGGCCUAGGCGGUGAUGCAGCAUUCUUCAAAACCGAAUCAGAUUCUAGAUAUUCUAGAGCUCUUGGAGGAGGAUAUACAUUUUCUCUCUCUGGGCGCACCGGGUUUCUCUAUCCUCUCUACGGCAGACCUUCUCUUUUCAACGAUCGGUUCCAAUUAGGAGGGCCCACUAGUUUGCGAAUGUUCCGCCCGAAUGAGAUGGGCCCUAGAGAUAGAAACGAUUCUGUUGGCGGAGACAUGUACUGGGCUGCCGGUGCUAGCAUUAUUGGACCAUUCCCACGGAAGCCAGACUGGCCUUUGAAGACCCAUUUAUUUAUUAACGCAGGACGCCUGGAUACCUAUGAUACCAAAAAAUCAUCUCUAGAACAAACGGCGCGCAGCCUCUCGACUCCUUCCAUUUCCGCAGGGAUCGGACUUGUUUAUAUGCUCAACCCUGUACGAGUGGAACUCAAUUUUGGGGUUCCAAUUGCUGCAAGUGUGUCUGAUGGAAUGCGCAAGGGGGUGCAGGUUGGGAUUGGUAUGGAUUUUUUGUAG
This is a messenger RNA of Rhizoctonia solani, 1323 nucleotides long. Its product is annotated as small nuclear ribonucleoprotein hPrp3. Bases 1 to 1323 code for a protein of 440 amino acids. The transcript is spliced from 7 exons. The record is from RefSeq and is a predicted model, not a curated record. Lineage: Eukaryota; Fungi; Basidiomycota; Agaricomycetes; Cantharellales; Ceratobasidiaceae. Gene Ontology annotation, biological process: protein insertion into mitochondrial outer membrane. Gene Ontology annotation, cellular component: SAM complex; outer membrane.